Molecule: messenger RNA, 1182 nt
Organism: Diuraphis noxia (Russian wheat aphid)
Lineage: Eukaryota; Metazoa; Arthropoda; Insecta; Hemiptera; Aphididae
Product: chorion peroxidase-like
Biological process (GO): response to oxidative stress
Molecular function (GO): peroxidase activity; heme binding
Source: RefSeq, a predicted model, not a curated record
AUGUUGUCUCCAAAGUUGUUAUACGACGAUUUAUAUAAACAUCUGAUUAUUUCAGAUGUGGCACAAGCAAAUACUGACAAGUGGACGCCCCAGGAGUUGGCAUCCGUCGGGGAACUAUUGUUGGACAUAUCCAUACAGUUAACUAAAAAUUAUGGACUUUCGUACGAAGAAGUAGAGAAAGGAUUGCCUCAGAUAGAUACUUCGAAAACUUUGAUCAGAGAGGUAUGUCCGGCUUUCUUGUCCAACGUCGARUGCAGACCGGGCAAGUACAGAAGAUAUGAUGGUCUGUGUAACAAUGUCAAGCAUCCGACAUGGGGCGGUGCCAAUACGCCUUUUUCCAGGUUGGUCGGACCGUUAUUUUCUGACGGCAUUAGUGCACCAAAAGUAAGCAGCCUCAACGAUCGAGAACUACCUUUAGCCAGAGUGGUCUCCAGAACGAUGCAUCCCGACGAGGGGUACCACGAACACGCGGCUACUAUGUUGUUAGUUGCAUUUGGUCAAUUUAUGGACCACGAUUUCACACUUAUGGGAACGCCUGCCGACCCAAUAACCAAGAAUGAACCAGAAGAAUGCUGCAGUCGACCUCCAAAUUUAAAAAAUCCUUACUGCAACGAAAUACCUGUUCCUGAUGAUGAUUACUUUUAUAGUAAAUUCAAUGUUAAAUGUAUAGAUUUCGUAAGAGCUUUUCCAUCAGUUAGACCAGGAUGUCGCUUAGGUUCAAGAGUACCGUUCAACACGUUGACAGGAGUAAUAGACGCGAAUACAGUUUACGGUGUGACAGAAGAUUACGCUAGACAUUUAAGAACUGGCUAUGCUGGUUUACUUCGCAUGAACCCUGCGUUUAUGGAUUACGGACUAAAAGAUUUGUUGCCUUUGAGACUUAAAGAUCCCGACGAAGGAUGUACUAGACUAAAUCGUUCACAGUAUUGUUUUGAUGCCGGAGAAGUUCGAGUAAAUGAACAACUCGUACUUGCUACUAUGCAUACUAUAUGGGCAAGAGAACAUAAUAGAAUAGCGAAAGAAUUUGGUAAAAUCAAUCCACAUUGGGAUGAUGAAAUUCUUUUCCAAGAAGCAAGGCGGAUCGUUAUAGCAGAAAUUCAGCACAUAGCUUAUAACGAGUUUUUGCCAACAUUGCUUGGGAAAGGAGUGAUGGAAAAAUUUGGACUGCUAUUACAAAAAGAA